CGGGAGGGGGGGUGGAACGUGAAGCAGGAAAAAAAAGAGGAAAUCGGGAGCCAAAAAGACGGAAAAAUGGCCUCGCAAUUCUUCAGUCGGCUAAAUAUGGCCGUUCCACCAAUUGGGGCCACUUUGGGAGCAGCUUGGACGACGGUGCGUUCUGCCCUGCCCGACUCGUGCGUCAACAGCCAACAAGACGAGCAACUUCAUUUCGCCAAAUUCGGACGGAAGCCAAACGACACGGAAUUAUCUAAUUUGCAGAACAGCGGAGCAGGAGGCAGUUUGCAACGAGUCGAUUCGUUUGGGGACGACGAAAGCUGCGGCGGAGGCGAAUUCGGCAGUUCGCGGCACAAGAUCUCCGAAUGGCAGGCCGGUUGGAAUGUCACCAACGCCAUCCAGGGCAUGUUUGUCGUGUCGCUACCGUAUGCCGUCCUGCACGGCGGCUACUGGGCCAUCACGGCCAUGAUCGGCGUCGCUUACAUCUGCUGCUACACGGGCAAAAUCUUGGUCGAUUGCUUGUACGUCACCAACGAGGAGGGUCAGUUGGUCCGUGUACGAGACACGUACGUCUCCAUCGCCGAGGAAUGUUUCGGCAGGAGAGUCGGGGCCAGGAUCGUCAACACUGCCCAGCUGAUCGAACUGCUGAUGACGUGCAUCCUCUACGUCGUCCUCUGCGGUGAUCUGAUGGUCGGCACGUUCCCUGACGGCGCCAUCGACACCCGCUCGUGGAUGAUGAUCUGCGGCAUCCUCCUCUUGCCCUGCUCCUUCCUCAAGAACCUGCACCACGUCUCGACGCUCAGCUUUUGGUGCACCAUGGCCCAUGUGGUCAUCAACGUCAUGAUCAUGGGCUACUGCCUUUGCCAGGCGGCCACCUGGGGAUGGUCGCAGGUGUCGUUGCGCAUCAACAUCUUCACGUUCCCCAUUUCGCUGGGCAUCAUCGUCUUCAGCUACACGUCGCAGAUCUUCUUGCCGGCACUGGAGGGCAACAUGAACGACCCCAGCAAGUUCCACUGCAUGCUCAACUGGAGCCACGUAGCGGCCGCCAUCUUCAAGUCACUCUUCGGCUACGUCGGAUUCCUCACCUGGCAGGAGAACACCCAGGAGGUCAUCACCAACAAUCUGCCCACACAAGGUUUCAAGGGCGUCGUCAACUUCAUUCUUGUUGUCAAGGCGUUGCUGUCGUACCCUUUGCCUUAUUACGCCGCGCUGGACUUGCUGGAGAGAGCCUUCUUCAAAGGGCGACCGGAGACCACUUUCCCGCGUAUGUGGGCCCUGGACGGCGAACUCAAAGUCUGGGGUCUGGCCUUCCGCGUCGCCCUCGUCGUCUUCACGACCGUCAUGGCCAUUUCCAUCCCACAUUUCGCCAUCUUGAUGGGCUUCAUCGGCAGCUUCACCGGCACCAUGCUCUCCUUCAUCUGGCCGUGCUACUUCCACCUCAAACUCAAAGGCCCCACCCUCGACUGGGGCACCGUCGCUUACGAUUGCUUCGUCAUCUUCCUCGGCGUCCUCUUCGGCGUCAUCGGCAUUUACUACUCGUUCAGAGCUCUCGUCGAGGCUUUCCAAAUCGGUUUGCCCUUCUGAACGACAUCUACGUGGCUAAAGUGCUGAGUGUUAAUCAUAUCCAAUGUCUUCCAAAAAGAAAAGUGUGAAACCCAAGUCUUCCAAAGAAUUUCUCUAAAACGAGGAUAAUGUGUUCUAGUCAUAGCGUUUCCUAUUAGUCAUGAAUAGUUUUCCUUCCAUCGGUUUUGAAAAAUACGUGUCGCAUUGAUGUUUAUAUUUCUCUCUCUCUAUCUUUACAACUGAAAAAAGGGAUAUCGUAACCAAGUCUUCCAAACUCAAAGUUACACAAAAACCUAACAAAUGUUUCCAACAGACGUUGGUAAAAAGCCGUGCACGGCUAAAUAUUAUCCGGGGCUUCCUCUCAUUGAUUGUCUUUUUGAACAUUUCUUCCUCGUACGUGCAGGACCGAUCGGUCCCGUUCGUCAGUUCCAACUAAAUAAUAUGUGUGAUACGGUCAGCGAGAUUUGUUCCCAACUCCGCUUCACGUGUUUCAUCUUACUGACAAAAAAAACAUUCGUUCUUUAGUUGAGAAAAAAAAUUUAAUGAUUCCGGCAUUUCAAUUAGCAAGCCACGCCAGACAUUUACAAAAAAAAAUGAGAAAGAUCCUACGUCUUCCAGACAAAACUGUCGCAUCUCUCAUUCUCACAUUUUUUUUUGGCUGUUUUGCCGUUAGUUAAUUAAGUACAUUCCCAGCCGGUUACAUAGAACUGUGCGGCAGACGUAACAUUUUGCAUAUCAAUGACGAAAUAAGCAGAAAGUUCUCCAAAUGUCUUCCAAUUUGUGCGCUUUGAAACGUUUCGUUCCUGUCCUACUGCCCUAACCCUCUCUAUUUGCUAUCAUCCUUACCAUAUCAAUCGGCUGUCUUCCAGAACUUGUACAACAACCGAGUGUGUGGAAUCGCUAACAAGUUGUGUAGUUGUUUGUCAUCGACGUCAAAAUAUACACGUUAGUUUGAA
Messenger RNA from Daphnia carinata, 2507 nucleotides. It is a transcript of the gene VGAT, whose product is annotated as vesicular inhibitory amino acid transporter-like. Lineage: Eukaryota; Metazoa; Arthropoda; Branchiopoda; Diplostraca; Daphniidae. The transcript is spliced from 2 exons. Gene Ontology annotation, molecular function: amino acid transmembrane transporter activity. The coding region runs from base 67 to 1572 and encodes 501 amino acids. Gene Ontology annotation, cellular component: vacuolar membrane. The record is from RefSeq and is a predicted model, not a curated record. Gene Ontology annotation, biological process: amino acid transmembrane transport.